Peromyscus maniculatus bairdii (prairie deer mouse) is the source of this 5684-nucleotide messenger RNA. The record is from RefSeq and is a predicted model, not a curated record. NCBI's taxonomy places the organism in Eukaryota, Metazoa, Chordata, Mammalia, Rodentia, Cricetidae.
GCGUCGGGACUCGGGCUGCUCCCGGCCGGAAGUCGGCUGGGUCUGCGGGUCGGGGCGUGGCCUGAGCGCCGCCGGGACCAGACUGUUUUGCUCUGCUUCCCGGAAUGCGGUGGACGCGUUCCGAUUCGGAUUCCUUUCUGCUUGCGCUCUGUCUCAGGCCCCUCACAGCAACUUGAACACGGGCGUCUAGUCCACGGGACCUGACUUCAUAGACACUUGGUUCUGCGUCCGCAAGCGACCUUGGUCAAGGCGUUUGGUUCCUUCUUCGCAGAGAAAGUUGUGAAAACUUGCGGAGCGGCAGCUUAAUUCAGGGGGUGGGGUCCAGGUUUUAUAGCUGGACAAUUCAGGUUUCCCUUCUGCAUUUCUCUUCCUGUCUACUGUCAUUGUGACCGUGGCCAAGGCAUUUGAGCCUCUGCUCACUUGCUUGGAAACCAAGAAUCAGAAAUGAGGAAAAUCAUACAGCAUCAAUUUUUCACGAUCACUAUCUUGAUUCAACGUGGAGAAGGGAGAAUGGCUGUCUUUGCUGCAGAUGCCUCUGUGGACUAUGUAUGCCUGUCUCAGAGUGAUUGUGGAAGUCAAAAUGUGGCUGUGUGCCCAUUCACCUUGGACUCUGGAUAGCACCAUCAGUGAUGAGAACAGAGCUGUCAUUGAGAAAAUGCUGUUGGAAGAAGAGUAUUAUUUGUCUAACAAAUCACUUCCAGGAAAAUUCUGGGUUAAUCAAAAGGAAGAUGAUAAAAAAUACACAAACAGUCUGCAGAAAACAGCAAAAAUCAUGGUACAUUCUCCUACAAAACCAGCCAGUUAUUCAGUAAAGUGGACAGUAGAGGAAAAAGAACUGUUUGAACAAGGACUGGCUAAAUUUGGCCGAAGAUGGACCAAAAUCGCAACACUAGUUGAAAGUCGCACAGUUUUACAAGUGAAGAGUUACGCCAGACAGUACUUUAAAAAUAAGGUAAAGUGGAAUAUGGAGAAAGAAACACCAACUCAGAAGAGCAGCAGUGAUCUUCAGGUUAAAAAAAAAGAUGAAAGGACAAAGGUGUGGGCAGCAUCCUGUUUAAGGGGGCGUGCUGAUCCUAACUUGAAUGCUGUAAAAAUUGAAAAGUUAUCUGAUGAUGAAGAUGUAGACAUCACAGACGAACUGGAUGAGUUGACUUCUCAAACACCACAAAAGAGUUCUGGCAACCAUCUUGCUAUAGACAUUCCUAAUAGUAAAAUUUGUACAGCCAACCAAGGAGAAUUCAUAUGCUCAGAAGGCCUACUAGCUGCUGCUGCUUCUUCUUCUGGGGAGAAUCUUCAGAACGUGAAGCAAAGUGAAGUAGAGGAAUGUUCAAGCUCAGCAAUUACAUCUUGGGCUGUAAGACUGAACAAUAAUGGCAAAAACACAGUUGAAUUAAGGGAGAAGUACAAUAAACUGGCUGAAGAAGACGAUGUGCAAGAUGAAAAAGAGAUAGCAGAUGAAUCCAAGCACUCCCCUUCUCCAGAGUCCUGUGACAGUCAGCAGGAUUCAAGUGGAAAUGAAAUGCUUUUGCCUCCUUUCCAAACGGUGGAGGAAAGCCAUGAGGGAGAAGAGCUUAAGCCACCAGAGCAAGAAGUGGAAAUAGAUAGAAAUAUCAUUCAAGAAGAAGAAAAGCAAGCAAUUCCUGAGUUUUUUGAGGGGCGCCAAACUAAAACACCAGAACGCUAUUUGAAAAUUAGAAACUACAUUUUGGAUCAGUGGGAAAUAUGCAAACCGAAAUACUUAAAUAAGACCUCAGUACGUCCUGGCCUGAAGAACUGUGGGGAUGUUAAUUGUAUUGGACGGAUUCAUACAUACCUCGAGUUGAUAGGAGCAAUCAAUUUUGGAUGUGAACAGGCAAUAUAUAACAGACCACAACCAGUUGAUAAAGUACGAGUGAGUGAUGGGAAAGAUACAGAAGCAGCAUACCAGCUUGCCUGGCGCCUACAGUCUAUGCGUACAAGGAGACGUAGGGUCCGAGACCCAUGGGGAAACUGGUGUGAUGCAAAAGACUUAGAAGGGCAAACAUUUGAGCAUCUGUCUGCGGAGGAAUUGGCAAAAAGAAGAGAAGAGGAAAAGUGCAAACCUGUUAAAUCUUCAAAAAUUUCCAAACUACCAAAAAGCUCACUUGAUCCCUUCCAACUGAUACCUUGUAAUUUUUUCAGUGAGGAAAAGCAGGAGCCAUUUCAGGUGAAAGUAGCUUCAGAAGCACUUUUAAUAAUGGAUUUGCAUGCUCAUGUCUCUAUGGCAGAGGUGAUUGGGCUGUUAGGAGGAAGAUACUCAGAAGCUGAGAAAACCGUUGAAGUGUGUGCAGCAGAACCAUGUAACAGUCUGAGUACAGGACUACAGUGCGAGAUGGAUCCUGUAUCACAAACGCAGGCCUCAGAAACCUUGGCUCUUAGAGGCUACAGUGUUAUUGGGUGGUACCAUUCUCAUCCUGCAUUUGAUCCUAAUCCGUCUUUACGAGAUAUUGACACACAAGCCAAAUACCAGAGUUACUUCUCCAGAGGAGGAGCAAAGUUCAUUGGAAUGAUUGUUAGUCCAUAUAAUCGAAGUAAUCCUUUACCAUAUUCCCAGAUCACAUGCUUGGUUAUAAGUGAAGAAGUUAGCCCUGACGGUGCCUAUCGUUUACCUUACAAAUUUGAAGUCCAACAGAUGUUAGAAGAACCGCAGUGGGAAUUAGUGUUUGAAAAGACAAGAUGGAUAAUUGAAAAAUACAGGCUUUCUCAUAGCAGUGUCCCCAUGGAUAGAAUCUUCCGCCGUGAUUCGGACCUAACUUGUUUGCAGAAACUUUUGGAGUGUCUAAGGAAAACAUUAAGCAAAGUAGCCAACUGCUUCAUUGCUGAGGAAUUCUUGACUCAAAUAGAAAAUUUGUUCCUUUCCAAUUACAAAAGCAAGGAAGAAAACGGACCGGCUGAAGAGAACAGUACAAAGGAGUCGUUCUUGUAAUUAUUUAAAAUGUCUACAUGCUUUGGCAACUACAGAUGACGCCUAUGCUGACCUUGCCAACCUUGACCUUCUGAGAAUAGUUAGAGCCAAGGCCUUAAAGAAGCACAGAUGAGUCUGGAACCAAGGGGGCAUAUAACACAGAAGUUGAUGAAGCAGGCUCCUGAAGAAAAGCCCUUUAGGAAACAAUGUGUGUGGAAGUGGAGGACCGGAGACAUCUGGGACCCUUCAUCCCAAGUUCUGUCUUUUUGGAGGACACAACUGUAAAAUAAUGAUUUUAAUUUGUUUCCUGUUCUGAUUUUAUAAGAAAAUUUAAUAAUGGUACUGCUCCUAUAUUAGACUUAGUGUUCUUCAAAAAUAAUACUCAAGAAAGCAAAAUCAGGCCAUCAUUUAACCUUGAACCGUUCUUCUCCAGUCCUUUUAAAUGGCCUGGAGCUCCCAUUUCUAGAGUUGGUUUGACCCCAUGCUCACAGCUCAUGAGCACUUUUGCACACUUAGACUCCUUCCAUAAAAAACUUAAAUUUAUAUUUUAUAAUUGUGUUUGUGUAAAAUGACAGUAUUCAUAUUUUGGAUUAAAAUAUUCCUUUAAUCUAAAACUUGGAUUAUUUUUACUAAUAAAAUUAAGUAAAAUGUUUGUUACAUGCUCUGGGAGUCUGAGACACUGUGCCUUAUGCAUGGUUUGCCCUGUCUAUAUUCAGAAGGUGCUGGAAAAAUGCGGUUAGUGUUCUCUGUCCCCUUCCCACCACCUCUAGGUUAUCUGUUGUCACUCAGCCCAGUAGCACUUGUUUCCACUCUCACGGGCCUAUCCAUCUGAGCUGCGUUCUUUCCCAUCCUCGCCAGAACUCAGGGUAUUACUUAGCACCAUUCAUUCUUGGGAGAAAGGGACAGAGACUGGGAAGUGGGGGUGGGGAGACAGUAGUUAGGCAUCAGUAGAUAGACGUUUUUUAUUCUGGUUCCUACUUUGACAGCUUCUGCCCUGCUUCACAGGGUGAGGUCCCUUUCUUUCUUCCCUUUCAUCUCAGGCCCUUUUAUUCAUCCAUCCUCACAGCUCAUAGGUAUAAAAUCUUUAUAUCAUUUGCUGGAAGUGAGAAACAGACCCAGUCAGAUUUCCCUGCAGUUGUUUAGUACUGGCUCAGGCUUCUCCCCAGAAUGUUCCUCCUUCCAGGCUGGGGAGUAGGUGAAGUCUGUGACAGGCAGACUGCAAGCACAUUCAGCCUCUUCAGUUUUCAAGACAAAGAAAAUGUCAGCCUCAGCAUGCCAGCCCAAGCUGUCAUGCUUUCUAGAUUUUAUCCUUUUUACCAUAUAUAUUGCUGGGUUUGAGUGCAAUGGAAAAGCUGAUAGAACCAGUAUGCCCAAGAGUGCUGCUCUGUCCCGGGCCAGCAAAAGCCACCUAAUUGACCUCCUGCUUGUCCCACACACUUGUAUGUCACCAGCAGACAUCCCAUAUGAGUUCCUUAUCAGUAGUAGAGCUGGUCAACCAAAUUUUUUUUUCCUUCUCUCACCUCUACCACCAAGAGACUUAAUCUGGUGCCACAUGGUAUGGCACGAAGAAAGUACUUUCACAGAAGCACAAAGAAAAGCACACGUUUUGAUAAACAUGUACUCUUAAUCAGCAUUAACAAUUUUAACAAAGAAAUUUGAUCUGCAUCUCUACUUUCCUAUUCUUUAAUAAUGCUCUUACGACUUCAUAUAUUUUGUAAUAUGCCCAGAAAAAAAAUCACAGUUAGGAGAAUAAAGUACUGUAUUUAGGUUAUUAUUUCCUGACCUUUUCUGAAAAGGUUUUAUUCAUGCUUUCAUUUCCUGAAAUUUUGCUUUCUGGUAUUUCUUCCAAGCUACCUUAUUCCCUUAGUGCCCCCACUAGAUCACAAAAAAAUAAAAGCAUCCAAUUAAAGGGUUCUAAAGGAAACUAAACUUUAAAGGUGAAAUUAAAUCCCAGCACCUGGGUGACUUUUAUUCCCCUCCUUUGGUGUUUCUGUCAUAUACUCAUGAGUCCCAGGGAAAAUGCCUGGUUUGUUUUCUCUGAGAUUUCCUAGUAGCUUUCCAGGAAUUCAUAAAGUGUUCUCACAGUUCAUAUUCCUGUUUCAUAUAUUAUCAUAAAAUUGAGCCUGUGUGGUGGCACACACCUUUAAUUCUAGAACUCAGAAGUAGAGGCACAUGGAUCUCUGAGUUUGAGGCCAGCCUGGUCUACAUAAUGAGUUCUAGGAACAGGACUGAAUAGUAAGACCCUAUCUUUAAAACAAAACAAAACAAAGAAAAAAUUGUCUGCUUUAGCAUAUGGAUUCUAAAAUUGUGGUUAGAUUUUUAGCAUGGUUUAUGCAGAUGAGUCAUUUGCCUUUAAAUGUGUAGAGUGGAGUUGACUUGCAGAGUUACAUUAUAUAUAAGAUACUGCAUGACAGUUUAUAAACUUGCCACUGUUUUCCUACAAUAUUAGCAGUUUUUGUGAAUUUUUUCACUAGUUUGCAUUUUAUAGUGUCCUACAACAAUAUAAUGAUUUAAAACUAUUUGUACAUUUAAAUGUUAUGCUACAUUGUAUAUAUCUACAAUAAGAAUAUUGUAUAUAUCAGUGUUUGUAGAAUUCUGAUUUUCCCCAAAAUAUGAACUCAUCUUUCUAUACUUACUUGUGACAUAUUAAAAAUAACCUAAUUUUAAGCUUUAAGAUAUUAUCUCACAAUGAAAGCUGAGAAACACGCUACCACAUUGAUGUAAAUAAAAAUUUGAAAAUAAAAGAGGUGUCUCUUGUAAA